CGCCCGUCGAGAGCAUGAACUCUGAAUGCUCUCGGAUUCGCCCGACCAAACUAUUGCUUCCCAAAUCUCUUUUUCCUUUUCUACCCUUCCGUCCAGUCCGCUUCCUCCUCUGCCGCCCUCCUCUCGAUAUCACACGGAGCUAUAACACACCGGCGCCUACCGGUAUUUUCUCCCUCAUCACAAGUCCAUCGAGCAAAAAAGCUGCCAGCUUGAUCCCUCUUCUGCCCAGUCUAAAUGUCUCCGGGUAUCCGUACCGUCGUCGACUGACAAAGUUGUCCGUCCCAAUCCGGCCUUGGCCUCUCCCGGGGCCCCACGAAUGCAAUCAUUCAACAGGUCAAAUCAGGUUUGCUGCUUGCUGACUCUCGCCCAAUUCUAGAAAGACUUCAUUAAUUCAUUCCGCCCUCUCCCACCUUUUUGGCGGCGGCAACCUCCCGAUGCCAGAAAUAGCGUCGGAGCUCCAGCAGCCACCUGGUCACUCCAUGCCAGUGGGGCUCUCGACCCGCACCGUCAUCUCUGGCAAAGCGAGAUCCUCGUGGCCCACGAUGGCCCCGUUGCCCUACACACGAGAUUACGAGCUCGUGAAUGGACUCUUCCAGUCUUCCACGCCUACCACGGUGCCGCCGCCUGCGAGCCUCGUACAUAACCCAGAAUUCAAAAUGCAAAAUCCUGCCCGGCCCGUAGCGAUCUAAGCAUAGCCUUUUCGUCCGACUCCGCCUGCCGGCUCCUGUUGUCGCAGAUCAUCCCUUUCGGGACCGUCUACGAGAUUCCCGGGAAUUGCUGUUGCCCCUUGGAGACAAACGAGAGUUGUUCAUCUCGUUUGUUAUGAAGCACCGUUGCAUUGUUCAAUGCAGCGACCACCUCUUAUCCCACAGCCCCUGCCCCUCCGGGUUCAAUGCAACAUUGACAGCUCGACACCGAACAUCCCGAGUAUGUGGUCCGAGCCACAAGUGGCGCUCCUUUGUGGCGCCAGUCCGCCCCGAUUCACCACGGCGCCACAGAGAGACGAAUAACGCCUCUCCUCACUUGGUCACUCCCGCAGUCAUCAUCACCCGGUUUGAUGUCAUAUUGACAAGUCGCCCAAGUGGGAUAUUCGACAUGUGGCGGUUCCCUUAAAUGGCCAUCGCUGCCGAGAAGGUCGUUGAACUAAAUACCAAACGCAAAGAGGCUGCAUCGUCCAGAGGCACAUUUCAUUGCCCAUGUUCCUGGAUAAGGUCUCCUCAUUCUUGACGAGUGCAAUAAUUACAUUGUGGACUCUUCGCGGAAGACUUGGACUACGUUUGACCUUCGCAGCUUGACUGGAGGUAAGCCCAUGGGCAGUUCCCAACCAGGCGUCUGCUAAGAAGCCUCUUGGUGAGUAUGAUGAGGUGUCCUUGCAGGUGCGAGCGCCUGACGACGUCUUGGGUCUCCAUGAUCAGUCAGACUUGCUCAGCAUGAUAAUGAAGCUUGCUAAUACUCGCCCAGUACGGAUGCCAACGCAUGAGGCAGUUCGCCCGUGAUGCUCAUGCGCUGAGGUGGCGGUCACGGCCACAUCUUGUCCGCGAAUACGAUACAUGCAACGAUACCGAAGCAGUCUGACAGGCGGUUAUCUUGCGCAAAAAGAACGAUUCGGGACAUGCAUCGCCCAAUCUGUUCUGCGUUAGUCUACGGAAACGAUGUAUGCAACAGCACCGAAGCAGUCUGAUGAGCGGUGAAGCAGCCCAGAGCCUGUCCAAGUACCAAAGACAACCCGCGCAUCCCCGCUUGGCUAGCAAUGUCAACCUCAACCUCGUGAAUUUCGCGACCGCAGUUCUCCAGGAAAGUUGCAAAGUACAGCAGGUGUCUGAAUAUUGGGCAUCAGUGCUAGGGCGAAGAUUCAGUUGGCAGACAUCUCCAGUACAGUAACCACGGCAGACAAGACCUCGAUUUGAGGAUACCCAGUGGCGAAAGGAUAUGUCUUGAACCAAAUCUUAACAGGAUCGACGAAACAUACAUUGGCAAGUCAGCGAUAAAGUCCCUACCUGUGCUUGGCCUUGUACGAAUGCAACUAGCCGUCGCCAUACUGCGAGAGCCCCGCGCGAUCACCACCGAGCUUCAGAGACGAUGACCGUCUUGUGCGCCAGACUAAUCAUAGCAGGAGGCGGUGUGGCACCUUUCAGCAUUACAAGUGCCACAACAUCAUGUAGGGGUCUGGAAAGAUAUCGAUUCUCUCGCACUUGGACAUACCUACCCUGCCUGCCUGCGUACGAAUCUCUACCGGCCACAUCGAUAUUACACAGCGACGAGUGACUGCACGAUCGGAAUACCUUGCCUGAAAUGUCUCAGCAAAAGGUUGCCGGCAGAGGCCUUCGUUGAGGAGCAAGUCCCGUUAGCCCUCCUUGCGAAGAAGCAACUCUGAGGCGGUCAGCGACUGGGCCGGCCGAGCAAUAUACCUCUAGCCAAUGGCUGUACUCCAAGUCAUCCCGACAUACAAUCGAUCGUGUCCGCAGAGCUUCGGACUCUCCAUAAGCAAGGUCUCAAUGGUAACGAGUGGUGUCAGAAUCGUGUACCGGAUCCAGAGGCCGGCAUUUCCUCUCAGGACAGAACGACUCGGGGGUCCUCACUUACUGGCAGAGGCCGAACAAGACCACUGCAAUUGGAAGGCAACGAGGCCCCUUGUUGCCUAAGCAGGUCUGCCAACUCGCAGACGAACCUCAAGGUAGGCCUUGUCGCUCCACGAUAGAAGUUCAGUUUAUCGAAAGCGGGUAAUGCUUGAGUCUCGGGCUUGCUUUUUUUGUACGCUCUUCAGGCAUAAUUUUGUUUUUAUAGGAUGUCUUGUGGCGCCGGAACCCCGUGAAGAUCACAUGGACCGCUUCGUCCGUAGGGUACCGAGAAGAAGCUUGGCGAGUGGCUGCUACUUGAGCAAAAGGAAACAUUUAAGCCGGUCCACACCAGUCGUACAGCAUGCUGUUUCGUCAGCAAAGCGAGAGAGUUCAUGAGUAUGGAGUAGAGAGAGUAUGAACGCACGAACUCCCAUCCGGCCUUGUUCAGCCACUCGUCCCGACUUACUGGAGCAAUCAGCCUCAAUUGAUUUGCGCCUUCACGCAAUGCUAUGGCCACCAAGCCGCCAGACAUUGAUGAUGGGAUGCGAUAGCUCGCAGCGCAGUCUCCAAAUACUGGACAGGCGAUGUUGCGGAAUGUCGAUCCCUGCCGUGACCUACUUCCCGGCGUACCAUCGUCCAAUGAGACCCUACCCAGGCCCGUCAAGGAGGAACGUGGACGGACCAGGCCGCCUGGAAUGAAAAGCAGUCGUGACUGGCUCUUUCAAGUUGGUAGAGUUGAAACACUGAAACAACGACAACCCCGCCAGAGUGGACCAAGACCAAUCCGGGGUCGACACACUCAAACUUCGGGCGGUCUUUUGGGGUAUUUCCUCGGAAGGGGGAGAAAGUCCCAGUCCCUUUGGAGUUUCAUGAAACCCCGUCGGCUCGAACAGAAAGGGGGAGGCCAUUUGACUCCAUACACAUAGUAAUUCUUCAUAGAUUGUCCGCAGAGGCGGAGCGGUAUGACACACCAGUGCACGUUGUGAGCACCAGCGUCGCACCCGUGGGAUGUCGCAGAGUAACGCUCAGCAAGCCAGAAAACACCUUGCUCAAUAUUAGCCUUUGGUCAAAAAGGACGAGCGGUUGGCGGCCACGACACUGGGUGAAGAGGAGCUGCUCCGUACAAAGCAUGUCUAAUCCCAACCACGAGGGCUAAUCCAC
Colletotrichum scovillei is the source of this 3719-nucleotide messenger RNA. RefSeq lists its product as uncharacterized. The record is from RefSeq and is a predicted model, not a curated record. Lineage: Eukaryota; Fungi; Ascomycota; Sordariomycetes; Glomerellales; Glomerellaceae. The coding region runs from base 3143 to 3484 and encodes 113 amino acids. The transcript has a single exon.